Rhea pennata is the source of this 5965-nucleotide messenger RNA. It is a transcript of the gene KIF27, whose product is annotated as kinesin family member 27. The transcript has 17 exons. Gene Ontology annotation, molecular function: ATP binding; microtubule motor activity; microtubule binding. The coding region runs from base 71 to 4312 and encodes 1413 amino acids. Gene Ontology annotation, biological process: microtubule-based movement; spindle elongation; mitotic spindle organization. The record is from RefSeq and is a predicted model, not a curated record. NCBI's taxonomy places the organism in Eukaryota, Metazoa, Chordata, Aves, Rheiformes, Rheidae. Gene Ontology annotation, cellular component: microtubule associated complex.
AAUGAGGUGAAGACAGGAAUCAUAAAAGAUUUGUUAAUGGUUCCCUGAAUACUGAGUGAGGAACACGGAGAUGGAAUCUGGUAUGGAGGAGAUCCCAGUUAAAGUUGCAGUACGAAUCAGGCCUCUUCUUUCUAAGGAAGUUCUUCAUAAUCAUCAAGUGUGUGUGAGAUUAGUCCCAAAUACACAACAAAUUAUCAUUGGAAAAGAUCGUGUCUUCACUUUUGAUUUUGUAUUUGGCAAAAAUUCAACCCAAGAAGAAGUAUAUACAACUUGUAUUAAGCCUCUUGUAGUGUCUUUGACUGAGGGAUAUAAUGCUACAGUAUUUGCUUAUGGGCAGACGGGUUCUGGGAAGACCUAUACCAUUGGAGGAGGUCACAUUGCAUCAGUUGCAGAAGAUGAAAAAGGCAUAAUCCCAAGGGCUAUUCAGGAGUUAUUUCAGCAUAUCUCUGAAAAACAUAACAUUGAUUUCAGUGUGAAAGUAUCAUAUAUAGAGGUUUACAAGGAAGAACUUCGAGAUUUAUUGGAGUUGGAGACCUCUGUGAAAGAUUUACAUAUCCGAGAAGAUGAAAAAGGAAAUACAGUGAUUGUUGGUGCCAAGGAAUACCAAGUUGAAUGCGCAGAUGAAGUGAUUAGCCUGUUGGAAGGUGGCAAUGCAGCUCGUCACACAGGUACAACACAAAUGAAUGAGCACUCCAGUCGAUCUCAUGCCAUUUUUACCAUCAAUAUUUGUCAGAAACAAUCUGCAGAGUCUCAGAAAAAUACUGAUGAUGCACAAAAUUCAUCUUGGAAAUCCAUUCGUAUGAUUGCUUCAAAGUUCCAUUUUGUGGAUUUGGCAGGAUCAGAGAGGGUAACAAAGACUGGAAAUACUGGUGAACGGUUCAAAGAAUCCAUUCAAAUCAAUACUGGUUUGUUGGCCUUGGGAAAUGUCAUCAGUGCACUUGGAGACCCAAAGAGAAAAAGCAUGCAUAUUCCAUACAGGGAUGCUAAAAUCACUCGUAUUCUGAAAGACUCCCUUGGAGGAAAUGCCAAGACUGUCAUGAUAACAUGUAUAAGUCCAUCCUCAUCAGAUUUUGAUGAAUCUUUGAAUUCUCUCAAAUAUGCCAACAGAGCCAAGAAUAUUAGAAAUAAACCAGUUGUAAACUACAACCCUGAUCAAGACCGGAUUGAUGAAAUGGAACUUGAAAUCAAAUUGCUUCGAGAAGCUUUGCAGAAUCAACAAGUUAGUAAUCAUGCUAAUCAGGGUUCACAAGACUUGAAUCAAGAAAGGACUCGAAUAAGUUUGCUUGAAGAGCAUCUCACCCAGCUUCAGGUCAAGUGCUUCCAUUAUAGAAAUUGCCUAGAUGAAGUCUUCCCAUUCCUGAUUGAUUUGAAGGAGGAUGUUAGCUUAAAAAGAAGUCAGCAGGACAGGUUGCAGAGCUGGAUCGCCAUGGUACAAGAAGUAAGGAAGGAAGAACUCGCCAUGCAGCAGAUUGGUAUUGGGACUGGAAUCAACCAAGAAGAGCCCUAUCACAUCACAAUUCUUCAGCUAAAGAGGGAACUAAAAAAAUGCCAGCAGGCUUUAGUUAUGGACGAAGAAAUAUUUAGCCAGAAGGAUCAUGAGCUGAAGGUACUGCAGAAUCAAAUAAAGACGUUACUACAAGAGAAUGAAGAACAUCUGGAAUCUUUAAAAGAAGCUCAAGAAACAAACAGAUUACAGAAUGAGAAAAUGGUGGAACAGCAAAUCCUUAUUGAUCAGCUAAAAGACAAAUUAGAGAAGUUUACGGUUAUGAAAACUUCAGACUUCCCUAGUGCUUAUGGAGAUGGACCAGCUGUUGUGGCAUUUACAAGGCGGCCAUACAGUGUCCCACUCACAAAGAGUCUACUCUGCUCCCUUCAUCCAUCUUCAGGGCCAGACACACGAAAGGUGUAUACCAGCCCCCCUGCCUACUCCCUGGCUCGGGUGAUGGCAGGAUUCCGUGCUCGCAGCCAGAUGAUGCUGAGCUACAUAGAAGAUCAGGAUGAAGUACUUCAUUGUAAUCUAUCUGAUCAUAGCGAUGAAGAAGGAAAUGCAGAGAAUGAAAAGAAAACCUCAUUUAAGCGUUCUAUAAACCGUACAUGGACCCGAAAACAGGCUUCUCUCUGCUUUCCCAUUGACCUAAGUGAUACGAGGUGUCAAGUAGACAAGCCUAGUUCUUAUGACAAAUCUGCGCUACCGACUGACACAAUCACAGGUGAAGAGAUGGACAGCCUCCAGAAGAGUCAUGUUUAUAACAUGCAGAAGUUAAAGAAUGCAGAAUUGAGACUCACUGAAGCCAAGCGAAAAAUGAGAGAACUUGCACUUAAUAUCAAAAUGAAAGAGGAACUUAUUAAGGAAUUAGUAAAAACAGGUAAGGAUGCUCAGUCUGUAAGCAGGCAAUAUUCUUUAAAAAUAACGAAACUGGAGCAAGAAUCUGAGCAGGCCAAAAUGGAACUUGCUGAAACACAAAAGCAGCUUCAAGAGUUGGAGAGUAAGGAGCUGAGAGACAUUGCUGAGAAAGCCAAGUUACAGAAGGAGUUUCGGAAGAAGAUGGAUGCAGCUAAGUUGAAAGUGCAGACCUUACAGAAAAAGAAGCAGGACACUAAGACCCUGGUUUCAUUAUCUAACCAAAGUGAAAGACGAGCAAUAGAACUAGAACAGAAUGUGGCUCAGAUGAAGCAUCAGCAAACUCAGCUACAGAAAAGAUUACGUGAAGAGACUGAAACAAAGAAGCUCUUAGAGGCAGAGAUUCAGCGGGACCAACAACAAAUUAAAGACCUUCAGCUAAAGAUGGAGCAACAACAGAAAAUUCUUAAACUUAAAGAUGAAGAGAUUGCUGCAUUUAAAAAGAAGAAAAACACCUCAGCAGGAACUUUACAGAAGAUACAGAAAUUAGAAGACCAAAAGAAAUGGCUGGAUGAAGAAAUGGAAAGAAUUCUUCAACAGCACCAACAGUUAAAAGAACUGGAAGAAGAUUUAAAGAAAAGAGAAGCUAUUGUAACCAAGAAAGAAACAUUAAUACAAGAGAAAAGCCACCUUGAAAUUAAGAAACUAAGAUCUAGCCAGGCUUUAAACAAAGAUAGCAUGAAAUUAUCUACUCGCUUAAGUAUGCUGGAUCAGGAGCUGAGUGAUAAAGGUAUGCAGCUUCAGGAUAGCACCACUGAAGAUAAGCAAGACAUUUUGGAAAAAAUUCAGGUUCUACAGAAGGAAAGAGAUCAGCUGCUCAGAAGGAAAAACAGUGUAGAUGAGAAGCUGAAAGAUGGUAAAGUGUUAUCAGCUGAAGAAGAACAUGUCCUUUUCCAGCUGGAAGAAGGAAUUGAAGCCUUGGAGGCUGCCAUUGAUUACAAGAACGAAAGUAUUCAGAGACGCCAGCACUUGCUUAGGUCCUCUUCUCAGAUUCUCUUGCAAAGUGAGGAUAAUGUAAUAGGAAAACUAGUUUCCCUGUCUGCUGCUGAACUCAGAGCCAUCCUUUUGAAAUAUUUCAACAAGAUUGUUGGCCUACGUGAGUCUGAACGUAAAUUACAACUGCAGACUGAAGAACAGGAAAUGAAGGUCAUAGACCAAGAAAACGCAAUACGUGAAUUAGAAUCUGCACUUGAACACAUCAAGCUGCAGUGUGACAGACAGCUGACCCUACAACACAAAGAACACGAGCAAAAACUACAACUAAUACUGCAUCAUUUCAAAGAACAAGAUGGUGAAGGUAUUGCAGAAGCCUUGAAAGGAUAUGAUGUAAAAGUCCAGCAACUGGAAAAAGACUUAUUUUUCUAUAAGAAAACCAGCAGAGAACUGAAGAAGAAAUUGAAAGAGCUCAUUGGAGAUUCAUCCAAUCAAUUACUGGCACCCACUAAAUAUCAUGGUGUUUGUAGUAAGGCACUUGGUCAAGAUGAAGCAGAAGUUGCUUCUGAAGAAUUCAAGUGGACAUCUAACCCUGAAACCAAUAGUCAACCAGGGAAAACAAAAGAAACAGACAGAACAAAUGCUUUAAGAGUACAGCUGAAUUCGUGCAAGCUUGGAGAAGAUGUUUCAGAAGUUGGAUGUAACAAAAUAUGUUUGUCAAGUGGUAGUGAUGACAAAAUGGGAACAGAUGAAGCACAGCCUUCAAAAUCUCAUUCUCAACUACUCUCUGUCAACCAGAGAAGAGAGACCAUAGCACAGUUUCAAGGAGUAACUCCAGUAAAACUAUCUCGCCGAGAGCUACGUCAUAUCCCUCCUUCUGAAUUAUCUUUGAGGCGCUCAAGUCUUGGAGUUGGUAUCAGUUUUAUUGCUCCAGACUCCAUUGAAAUGGACAAAAAGUCUAGUGUUAGUAAGAUAUAAUUGCUGUUCAUUGCAUUUUAAUAGCACUUGCAACUUGAGCAAUUGUAUUAGAUUUCUUUGUUCAUAUCUCUCUUAACGAGCAGUCAUGAAUGAAUUAGUUAAGUGUUCUUUAGUUAUUACAAACACUAUUGUCAUUAAAUGUUUGCUAUGCUCAGAUGGUUUUGGUAAAUUGGAGAUAUAUUUUAACUGGCACAGUAUCUACAGGCAUCUGUAUAUAUAAAUAUGUAUAUGUAUAUACAGGCAUAUGUAUGUAUCUAUAUAUAAAGGCAUAUACAAAUGCCUUUCAUCCCUAAGGAAAUUAUUUGUAUUGGUUGGGGAGUUUUUUGCAGCAAUUUCAAAAAGUGUUUGUAUUUUCCAGAAAACGAACUGUGUAAUUCAGGUUUUCUGGAAUUAGAUUUUCACUCAGAAGUUAUAACUAUUUAAUUUAUUUGCAUACAUAGAUAGAAAAUGUAGUUGCCAGACUGUUGCUUAGUAAUGACUGACUUCUGUAUUUUUUUUCAUUUUUUUUAAUAAUACGUUUUAUACAAGACAUGCUUGAGAUCAAAAUUGGUAUCUAAAGCUAAGCUUGCUCCUGAGAAGGAACAUGAAGUACUUACUCUUUUUAAAAUAGUGUUUAAUUACUCUUAUUUAAGAGUCUUACUCUAUGAGCCAAAAGUCUUAAUUAUUUAAUAGUUUUUUACAAAGUAAACUUUUUGUGCAAAAUAAGUGAAAUUAGGACAAUUACUUAUUUCACUUUUUGUUUUUGUUUGCUGGAGUGUUUCUGAGGCUAAGAAUUGUACUUAGACAACCCAUGAUGUUGGGUUGACCAAAAGCAUGUUUAUUUGUCUACUACAGUAGGAGAAUACUGGACCAAAUUCAGCAGCUUUUGGGUCAGACAGAUGGACCAAUGUAUUCUUUAUUUCUUUGUACUAAUUAUUCAUGUCCUUUUAUUUAGAAUAAAUACGAAUUAUUUUCUUGCAUUGCAUAUCUGUUUCAGAGUAAAUACUGCACAUAUAUCUUGGUUUAUUGUUUCAUUGUUGUUGCUAAUGAGUUCAGAAUGAAAGGCAAUCUUUUUGUAGGAGGACAGUGACUGCUGAGAAGGAUAAGCUAAUUAGUAGUUGUACAAACUUGAAGACAGAGUCGAGAAUGUCCGAACUUGAGUGAGUUUAACACUUCUAUCCAUAAUUGUUUCCUAUGCAAAAAGUGGCCUUUUUCAAGAGAUAAUUGGCCCAUUUGAAAGUAAGGUUAGUUUUAUUUAGACUAAGCAGUCAUGUUUGAAAAUAAUGUCUUGGAUUUCUAGAUGUGCUUAGCAAAGGAAAUUUUCAUGUUGUGAACUAAGACUACCUUCUGAUAUUAUUUAGGCAAGGCCUUGUGUAUAGAGUGUGUGGCUGUAGUUUUUUUUAAAAAAAGUAUUUUUCUAUGCUGCAAGCACAGAAUAAAUUUGCUCACAUCAAGAGAUCUUGUUACAGCAUGAUCAAUGGGCCUAUUGUCCUGUGGCAUAUUUUAAUAUUUUGAGUAGACUGUGAAACAUUUUAUAAUCAGAUUGCUAAACCAUUUUACCUGUCAAACGAUUUUAUCUUCCACAGUUACACUUAAGUUUUUCCCUGUUAUUCGCAGAAGUGUGAGAUAAGGAUUUAGGAUCUUUUUGUUUGCAUAAUCUUUUACUGUGAUAUA